UUUCAGGAAGAAGAAAAAACGAUGAACGUACCCGAUCGUUACGAGCGCUUCGUCGUCCCCGAGGGCGCCAAGAAGGUUUCAUACGAGAGAGACACGAAGAUCAUGAACGCGGCGACUUUCAUCGUAGAGAGAGAGGAUCAUACUAUCGGAAACAUCAUCCGCAUGCAACUUCACAGAGAUGAUAAUGUGCUGUUUGCUGCCUACCAGCUUCCUCAUCCUCUUAAGUACAGAAUACUUGUUCGGAUACAGACGGCUAGCCAGUCCUCGCCGAUGCAGGCAUAUAAUCAGGCUAUCAAUGAUUUGGAUAAGGAGCUUGACGUUUUGAAAUAUGAGCUCGAGGGUGCGUUUUCUAGGUUCUCGAGGACCUAUUAGUUUGCCUUGAAGAAAACCAAGGGAAAGUUCUAUUAUCCGACCAUUUUAAGAUUUCAAUUCCUUGCAUAUGUGCUUGAACUCCAAAAAUUCCAGUCGGAAAUGGAAUGCCAAAAAUGAAACUUAUAGCAUUUUUUAGGUUCCUCUUUUGUUUUGUUAGUUUUCUCUACUGUGUUGGGGGAGCAUAAGUGCUCCAGUAUAUUCUUCCAUUUUCUUUCAAUGAAAGCUUGAAAUUUAGUCAGGAACAAAGAACAGCUGUUUUUAUGUUAAUUAAAUUAUUAAUCGAAUUUGAGCCUAAAGGAGUGGUCAA
Molecule: messenger RNA, 679 nt
Organism: Cucurbita pepo subsp. pepo (vegetable marrow)
Lineage: Eukaryota; Viridiplantae; Streptophyta; Magnoliopsida; Cucurbitales; Cucurbitaceae
Product: DNA-directed RNA polymerases II, IV and V subunit 11
Biological process (GO): transcription by RNA polymerase II
Cellular component (GO): RNA polymerase II, core complex
Molecular function (GO): DNA binding; protein dimerization activity
Source: RefSeq, a predicted model, not a curated record